AUACAGUAAUCACUUCUAAGAUGAACAUUAACAGCGCUACGACUGAAACAGACCUAGUCCUUACUUGCUACAUUUGUGACGACCAAUACACUGGAGAUCGUAUUGAAUCACAUGUCAGAGAUUGAGAGAAGGAUUGGAAUUAUGAAGAAUUAGAGAAACCAGUUAAUGAAAGAAUUCCUCUUCCAAAGCCUACAAAAGAAUUCUUGACAGACUUUCAAAGAGCUACAGAUCUUCAUCACUCAAAAUUAAGUGUUAUUGGAGGAUUAAAUGAUAAAACCUUUACAGUAACUCCAAGUUCUAGCCGUAAUACGGAUAAAAAUAAUAAUCAUCUCGAGGUUCUAAGUUCACCUCUUAGACUAUCCCAUGAUAACUCUGAUGGAAAUAUUGAAUCUUCUCUUGCUGCUUGUCCAAUCUGCUCAAGGACAUUUUUCCCUGAAAGGCUUGGUAUUCAUCUAAAAUCCUGCAAGAAAGUACCUAGUUCAGUUAAAACCAAAAACCUCUGGAAUAAAAUCAGUGAAAAGUCGAAACAGUGGCUUAAAAAUAAGCCUGGCAAAAAUAACGGUAUAAAAAUCAAGAUACAUUCUUCAAUCAGAAAUCGAAAGAAACGAAAGGUUGUCAAGAAGCCAACCACGGAUGAGAAGUUUAAGCUCAGCGGAGUAAAGAUUAGUGGGAAAGCAAGUCAUAAAUCUUCAUCGAAGUCGUUUUCAAAAAGUGCUUUGGAGAGGCCCAAACCUUACCCAGAUGCGCAUAUAAGCACUCCUUCUGCUUUAUCUAAGACAGACGAGGACUCUAAGCAACAAGUUGCAGAAUUUCAGGAGAUAUACGGCUCUCCAGAACAGGAGGACAAUCGUGUCGCCUGCAGCACUUGUGGUAGGAAAUUCAAUCUAGAUCGAUUGCCAAUACAUCUCAAAUCAUGCAGCAAUAUGAAAAAGAGAGCUGUGUUUAAUAGUCAGAAAAAGAGAGUAGUCGAUGGCUCAAUGGGAAUUCCGACAAUGAAGAAGAAAGCCACACCAAAAAAUAAAGUAAACAAGGGAAACCUUACAGAGAAGAAAGCAAAAUGGAAGAGAGAUCACGAAGAUUUAGUCAACGCUAUUAAAAUGUCCAGGAUGAUCAAGAAGGUACAGGAGGAGGGAGGUGAUAUCACUAAAAUUCCUGUUGCUCCUCCUUCACAAAAUGAUGAUUAUGUUGAAUGAAGAUAUUGAUAUAGAAGGUAUGCUCCUGCAGUAGCAGAGAGACAUAUCCCCAAAUGUAAGGAUAUGAUCAAUAGACCAAAACCACCUCCACAUAUACUCAAGCGAUUGAAAGAGGAGGAAGGAAUGAGGAAAAGGAAGCUCAGAAUAAGAAAACUUCGUACUAAUAACCAUCAUAAAGAUAAAAAGAAUAUGACAGCUAGCAAUUUUAGCAAAGAACUUAAACCAGAGGCUAGAUCAACAAUCUUAAAUACUCAUUACCCUUUCAAACCAACUCUGAAAAAGAUCAAGGAAGUGAAUGAAGACAAUGAUCAUCAAGAAGUAUCACAUAAGAAACCACCAUUGCAUUUAGAUUUCCAUCCUAAAAGAGGGAAACACUUUGCUAAAGCAAUGAACUCGAAUGGGUUUUCGAGAUCAGGGAUAAAUAACAGCACUUCAUAUCAAACAAACUUUAAUGAUGUUGCACUGUCAACUUCGUCAUCAAGAAAUUUUGUCCAGAGUCCUCAUCGUUCAUCCCUUGAGAGCAGAAAUACUGCUAAGAGAGCAAAUAGCUUAAUUGCUAGAAGUGCAACUUAUUCCAGCAUCCCAUGUCCGCAUUGAGAUAGGAAAUUCUCAACUGCAGCUGCUGAGAGACAUAUCCCUAUAUGUAACUCAAUUAUAGCGAAGCCUAUUGGGCUGAGGAAAGCUCUGAGCAAGAGAUCAAGUGUGGAGUUGCCUCAUCUGUCUCAAGCCAGCUAUAAGAACGGUGGGUUUGAUAAGAGCCUUAUUAUUCAAACUUCAUCAACUUUUAGGUCAAACAAAGGAAGAUUACACCACUCCCAAAUUGUUGGCUUGCCGCCUACACAUAACGGAUGUUCCAACAGCGCAGGACUAGGCCGCACUAAAUCCAUUUUCCACUCCAAAAGAGUCUUCUGCACAUGCUGUGGUAUGAAACUCAGAUCAAGGGAUAAAUUCUGCUCCUCAUGUGGAGAGAAAAGGACCAAUCAAUAAAACAACUCCUCAUUCCACCUCUAACUGUGUCUAAACUACCUGUGAGUACUCGAAGCUCACUUCUCUAAUUUUAAAUACGCCUAAAGCCCCUUUC
This is a messenger RNA of Moneuplotes crassus, 2274 nucleotides long. NCBI's taxonomy places the organism in Eukaryota, Ciliophora, Spirotrichea, Euplotida, Euplotidae. The record is from the annotation of a GenBank genome assembly.